CUGGCUGUCAAGAACAGGUUGGGUGUGCGGAGGAGGCAAUGCACCGUGUAGUCGCCUAAUCAGGGGGAACUGGCAAGGACAGCACCAUCCACAGCUACAGGAUAGCAAUUCCUGUGGGAGAAGCAUCAAGCUGGCGGGGGCUGAGAGAAAAUGAACACGACGGAACUGCCAUGGACCAGCAAUGCAAAGGAGCUCGAUGGGGAGGAAGGAUCAUCGCCUUGUGUUGGUCUUGGCGCCAUCAUCUACUAUUGUAUUCUGUUGUGCCUGGGGCUGCCAGUUAACAUCUUGACUGCCGUUGCUCUGUCCCGCCUAGCUGCCCGCACCCAGAAAUCCUCCUAUUGGUACCUCCUGGCCCUCACAGCUUCUGACAUCCUGACUCAGGUCUUCAUCAUCUUUGCAGGCUUCAUCGUGCAGGCAGCCAUCCUGGCCCGUGAGGUUCCUGGUGCUUUUGCCCACACCAUCAAUGUGCUGCAGUUCACAGCCAACCAUGCCUCCAUCUGGGUGACAGUACUGCUGACCAUGGACCGUUAUGUGGCCCUCUGCCACCCACUGCAGUACAGGGCUGUCUCCUAUCCUGCAAGGACCCAGAAGAUUAUCAGUGCUGUGUUUGCCAUCUCUCUGGCCACUGGAAUCCCCUUCUACUGGUGGCUAGACGUUUGGCAUGACAAUGACCCACCCACCACCAUAGACAAAGUCCUGAAGUGGCUUCACUGCUUCAUUAUCUACUUCAUUCCCUGUAGCAUCUUUCUGGUGACAAAUUCCAUGAUCAUCUGCAAGCUCAGGCACUCUGGUGGGCCCAAGCGGUGCCUGAGCAAAACCACAGCAAUCCUGUUGGCCAUCACCACUGUUUUCAUCAUCCUCUGGGCUCCACGGACAUUUGUCAUGAUUUACCACCUCUACAUGACCUCAAGCAAUCAGGUCCAGGGAGUACAUCUGGCUCUAGACAUUGCCAACAUGAUAGCCAUGCUCAACACCUCCCUCAACUUCUUCCUCUAUUGCUUUGUCAGCAAGACCUUCCGGCGUACUGUGUGGGAGGUGCUGGUAUCUCUCAGGCUUCCAUGCAAACAAUCACUAAGGGAAGAAAUCCCCUCUGACCCAGUCCUGAAACCACUGGGGGUCUUGGAUAGUGCUUCACUCUAGGAAGGUUAUCUUUCUUCUGCAACCAGUUCUGAGUUUUGCUGAAAGACAGCUCAAUAGGUUGAUGGAUCCCUGGAACCGAUAGGUUUGGUGUAUAAUAUGGUUCUGGACCAGGGUGUUAGGUAACUGCAUUGUUGGGUUUAGUGAACACUCAUGCAUAUCUACAGAUAUAUGUCUGCAUAUACUUGCCUAUAUAUUUGCAUAUACUUGUACCUGUGCAUGUAUGUUUUUAUAUGUGUAGAAGGUGUGUGUGAGAGAGAGAAACUUUAGGUGCAUAUAGACAACCAUUUAGAAGGGGAAACUCCAUGUACAUGCAUCCACAUAGAAAGUUGGUUCUGUAUCAUUCUAGAACCCAAAAGAUCCCCAAAAGACAGUUCUGUAACAUUCCACCAAGGGGAACAUGGCAGCUGAUCAUCUGCUGCCUUUGACCACUCAGUGAGCCAACAGUCACCAUGCUCCUACAACCACUCAGAAAUCCAGGGAAGUGGGGAAUGCAGUAACACAACACACAGUUGACCUUGCCACUGGAGGCUACAGAUGACUGGCUUGCUUCACAGUUAGAGGGCAUCACAUGGGGAAUUUUUAAGCUGCCACCAAGUAAGUGAUCAUGUCAACCAGCGUGUUGUAGUUCACAGAGAGACCAGGGUUCAAAUCCCCCCUCAGCCAUGAAACUCAUUGUGUGACCUCAGGCCAGUUACUUACUGAGGCUGUUCUCAUGACAUGG
This is a messenger RNA of Hemicordylus capensis (graceful crag lizard), 1861 nucleotides long. It is a transcript of the gene GPR142, whose product is annotated as G protein-coupled receptor 142. Gene Ontology annotation, biological process: G protein-coupled receptor signaling pathway. The coding region runs from base 151 to 1140 and encodes 329 amino acids. Gene Ontology annotation, molecular function: G protein-coupled receptor activity. Gene Ontology annotation, cellular component: membrane. Lineage: Eukaryota; Metazoa; Chordata; Lepidosauria; Squamata; Cordylidae. The record is from RefSeq and is a predicted model, not a curated record. The transcript is spliced from 3 exons.